UCUUUGAGACAAAACAUGUGGUACAUGUUAACUUAUGGUAAAAAAACAUUUUCCAAGAAAAGGUAUAAAUAAACAAGACCAGUUAUAGAAAGUGUCACAAGUAAUGGUACUUGUGACAUUUAAUUAGUAGAACUAAUGCAAUUUUCUUCUUUAUAUGUUAUUUUAAUUAGAGAAACAAAUUAAGGGAGACAGAGAUGUAUCAUUCUUCAGUGAAGAGCAUUUUUGUUGAGGAGCAAAAUGAUGUUCCACCUAUUUGCCCUAAACCUAGAAAACUUGGAUCCACUACUACUCUUCCUGAAUUCCUCAAAUCCCUAAAUUGCAAUGAUAACAGCCAGAAGAAUUUUGAUGGAAGAAGUGGGAUUCUCAACAUUGUUGCUGAAAAGACAAGAGAUGGAAGAAAUUCACCAUCAUGUUACUCAGGGUCUCCUCCAGGGAGAACAAGUAAUCCUUUGGUACAGGAUGUACAAUUUAUUCAGCAAAUGGAACAUUUUUCACCUUUAACAAGAACUAAUUUGUCUGAUAAAUUUGGUUUUACCUCUGUCUCUCCAGCUUGACAAAAUACACAAACAUCACAAUUUUUUUCACUAUUUUGUUUACUUAAUGUUAAGAUGUAUGAG
This is a messenger RNA of Solanum verrucosum, 617 nucleotides long. RefSeq lists its product as uncharacterized. NCBI's taxonomy places the organism in Eukaryota, Viridiplantae, Streptophyta, Magnoliopsida, Solanales, Solanaceae. The transcript is spliced from 3 exons. The coding region runs from base 195 to 554 and encodes 119 amino acids. The record is from RefSeq and is a predicted model, not a curated record.